Molecule: messenger RNA, 6771 nt
Organism: Peromyscus californicus insignis
Lineage: Eukaryota; Metazoa; Chordata; Mammalia; Rodentia; Cricetidae
Gene: Apaf1
Product: apoptotic peptidase activating factor 1
Exons: 27
Coding region: 623-4372 (1249 amino acids)
Biological process (GO): regulation of apoptotic process; apoptotic signaling pathway
Cellular component (GO): apoptosome
Molecular function (GO): protein binding; ADP binding
Source: RefSeq, a predicted model, not a curated record
GGCCUGAGGCGGGGACCCGGAGGCGGCGAGCGGACCGGACCCCUGGCUUUCUCCGCGCUUCAGAGGGGGUGUGAAGAGGGGAGGGUCGGCUGCGGGAGGCGUGUGCCGUCCGCGACCCGCGACGAUCCCAUCGGAGACAGUCGCGGCAGCGUGCCGAGCGGCGCCCGCUUCCCGCCCGGGCAGCUCCCGCCGGAGGGUUUGAGAAGCGGCGGCCGGAGUGGCGGUGCUUUUGUGUCCCCGGGUCGAGGUUAGCUCCGGUGAAGGCCAGAGGCAACCCUGUGGGGUCUGCCCGCCGAGGGGACCACCCCCUCGCCGCCGCCGCCGCCGCCGCUCGGAAGUCCCCGGCAUCCCCCUGCGCCCCGAGCGGCCGAUACCCAGGUGAGGCACCUGAGGUAUCAGGACCUGCCCGGGGCGCGGGGUCGCUGCAUGCCCGGGCUGCUCUAGGGCGAUCGGUGAUCAGCUCCUGACCCUCCCGGGGCUGCCCCAAGGCGAUCGGUGAUCAGCUCCUGACCCUCCCGGGGCUGCUCUUCCCAGCACAACCUCGGUGCAAAGGCUUGGCUAUCUCGACACUUGGCCUGUAGCUCAUGCUUGACAGUGAAGAGAGAAAAAGGACUGAGGGACAAUGGAUGCAAAGGCCCGGAAUUGUUUGCUUCAACAUAGAGAAGCUCUGGAAAAGGACAUCAAGACGUCCUACAUCAUGGACCACAUGAUCAGUGACAGCGUUUUAACAAUAGUCGAGGAGGAAAAGGUGAAAAGUCAGACCACUCAAUAUCAGCGAGCGGCUGCUUUAAUUACGACGAUACUUAAUAAAGACAACGGUGCCUACAUUUCAUUCUACAAUGCUCUGCUCCACGAGGGAUACAAAGACCUUGCUGCCCUUCUUCACUGUGGCCUUCCUCUCGUGUCUUCUUCCAGUGGCAAAGACACGGAUGGCGGGAUUACUUCAUUCGUCAGGACUGUGCUGUGUGAAGGUGGAGUACCACAGAGGCCAGUUAUUUUUGUUACUAGAAAGAAGCUGGUAAAUGCGAUUCAGCAGAAGCUCUGGAAAUUGAAUGGUGAUCCAGGGUGGGUCACCAUAUAUGGAAUGGCAGGCUGUGGGAAGUCUGUGUUAGCUGCGGAAGCUGUUCGAGAUCAUUCCCUCUUAGAAGGUUGUUUCCCGGGGGGUGUACACUGGGUUUCAGUUGGAAAACAAGACAAAUCUGGACUUCUGAUGAAACUGCAGAAUCUUUGCACACGGUUGGAUCAGGAGGAGAGUUUCUCUCAGAGGCUUCCGCUGAAUAUCGAGGAGGCUAAAGACCGUCUUCGUGUUCUGAUGCUGCGCAAACACCCCAGGUCUCUGUUGAUCCUGGAUGAUAUUUGGGAUCCUUGGGUGUUAAAAGCUUUUGACAACCAGUGUCGUAUUCUUCUUACAACCAGAGACAAGAGUGUUACAGAUUCAGUAAUGGGUCCUAAGUAUGUUGUGUCUGUGGAGAGUGGCCUAGGGAAAGAGAAGGGACUUGAAAUCUUGUCACUUUUUGUUAACAUGAAGAAAGAAGAUUUGCCAGUAGAGGCUCACAGUAUUAUAAAAGAAUGCAAAGGUUCUCCUCUUGUAGUGUCUUUAAUUGGUGCACUUUUACGUGAUUUUCCCAAUCGCUGGGCGUACUACCUCAGACAACUUCAGAAUAAGCAGUUUAAGAGAAUACGCAAAUCCUCCUUUUAUGAUUAUGAGGCUCUGGAUGAAGCCAUGUCUAUAAGUGUUGACAUGCUCAGAGAAGAUAUCAAAGAUUAUUACACAGAUCUUUCCAUCCUCCAGAAGGACGUCAAGGUCCCUACAAAGGUGUUAUGUAUUCUCUGGGACUUGGAAACUGAAGAAGUUGAAGAUAUAUUGCAGGAGUUUGUUAAUAAGUCUCUCUUAUUCUGUGAUCGGAAUGGAAAGUCAUUUUGUUAUUAUUUACAUGAUCUUCAAAUAGAUUUUCUGACAGAGAAGAAUCGAAGUCAGCUCCAGGAUCUGCACAGGAAGAUGGUCACUCAGUUUCAGAGGUAUUACCAGCCCAACACUCUGUCUCCAGAUCAGGAGGACUGCAUGUAUUGGUACAACUUCCUAGCCUAUCACAUGGCCAGUGCCAAUAUGCACAAAGAACUUUGUGCUUUAUUGUUUUCCCUGGAUUGGAUUAAAGCAAAAACGGAACUUGUCGGCCCCGCCCACCUGAUCCAUGAGUUUGUGGAAUACAGUCAUAUAUUGGAUGAAAAGGACUGUGCAGUCUGUGAGAAUUUUCAAGAGUUUUUAUCCUUAAAUGGACACCUUCUUGGACGGCAGCCAUUUCCUAAUAUUGUACAGCUGGGCCUCUGUGAACCGGAAACUUCGGAAGUUUAUCAACAAGCAAAGCUACAGGCCAAGCAGGAGGUGGACAGUGGAAGGCUUUACCUGGAGUGGGUAAACAAGAAAACUGUCAAGAACCUCUCGCGCUUAGUUGUCCGCCCCCACACAGAUGCUGUUUACCAUGCAUGCUUUUCUCAGGAUGGCCAGAGAGUAGCUUCUUGUGGAGCUGAUAGAACCGUACAGGUGUUCAAAGCUGAGACAGGAGAGAAACUUCUGGAAAUCAAAGCUCAUGAAGAUGAAGUACUUUGCUGUGCGUUCUCCUCAGAUGACAGUUACAUAGCAACCUGCUCAGUGGAUAGAAAAGUUAAGAUCUGGGAUUCUGCGACUGGGAAGCUAGUGCACACCUAUGAUGAGCACUCAGAGCAAGUCAACUGCUGCCAUUUCACCAACAAAAGUAACCAGCUUCUCUUGGCCACUGGCUCAAAUGACUUCUUCCUCAAACUCUGGGAUUUAAAUCAAAAAGAAUGCCGAAACACCAUGUUUGGUCACACAAACUCAGUCAACCACUGCAGGUUUUCCCCAGAUGAUGAGCUCCUGGCUAGUUGCUCGGCUGAUGGAACAUUAAAGCUUUGGGAUGUGAGAUCAGCAAAUGAGACGAAAAGCAUCAAUGUGAAGCAGUUCUUCCUGAGUUCAGAAGACCCUCAAGAGGAUGUGGAAGUGAUAGUGAAAUGUUGCUCCUGGUCCGCAGAUGGUACUGAAAUAAUAGUGGCAGCAAAAAACAAAAUCCUCCUUUUUGAUAUUCACACUAGUGGCCUGUUGGCAGAGAUCCAUACAGGUCACCACAGCACCAUCCAAUACUGUGACUUCUCCCCCUAUGACCGUUUGGCAGUGGUUGCUCUGUCCCAGUACUGUGUGGAGUUGUGGAAUAUAGAUUCACAUUUAAAGGUAGCUGACUGCAGAGGACAUUUAAGUUGGGUUCAUGGUGUGAUGUUUUCUCCUGAUGGGUCAUCAUUUUUGACAGCUUCUGAUGACCAGACAAUACGGGUCUGGGAGACCAAGAAGGUGUGCAAGAACUCUGCCGUAGUGUUAAAGCAGGAAAUAGAUGUUGUGUUUCAAGAAAAUGAAGCCAUGGUCCUCGCAGUUGACAACAUAAGAGGCCUACAACUCAUUGCUGGAAAAACGGGCCAGAUUGAUUACCUGCCGGAAGCUCAAGUGAGUUGCUGCUGCCUAAGCCCCCAUCUUGAGUAUGUUGCGUUUGGAGAUGAAGAUGGAGCCAUUAAGGUUAUAGAACUUCCAAACAACAGAGUUUUCAGUUCUAGGACUGGGCACAAGAAAGCUGUGCGGCACAUCCAGUUCACAGCUGAUGGGAAGACCCUGAUUUCAAGUUCUGAGGAUUCUGUGAUUCAGGUAUGGAAUUGGCAGUCAGAGGACUAUAUCUUUUUGCAAGCUCAUCAGGAAACAGUGAAGGACUUCAGGCUCCUGAAAAAUUCAAGAUUGCUUUCUUGGUCCUUUGAUGGAACAGUGAAGGUAUGGAAUAUCAUUACUGGAAGAAUAGAAAAAGACUUUAUUUGCCAUCAGGGUACAGUACUUUCUUGUGAUAUUUCUUCGGAUGCUACCAAGUUUUCAUCUACCUCUGCUGAUAAGACUGCAAAGAUCUGGAGUUUUGAACUGCUUUCCCCACUUCAUGAGUUGAAGGGUCAUACUGGCUGUGUCCGCUGCUCUGCCUUCUCUCUGGAUGGCAUCCUGUUGGCAACCGGAGACGACAAUGGAGAAAUCAGGAUAUGGAAUGUCUCAAAUGGCCAGCUUCUUCAUUUGUGUGCUCCGCUUUCAGUAGAAGAAGGAACUGCUACCCACGGAGGCUGGGUGACUGAUCUGUGCUUCUCUCCCGACAGCAGAAUGCUUGUCUCUGCUGGAGGAUAUCUUAAGUGGUGGAAUGUUGUCACUGGGGAAUCCUCACAGACCUUCUACACAAAUGGAACAAACCUCAAGAAAAUACAUGUGUCCCCUGACUUCCGGACAUACGUGACUGUUGAUAAUCUUGGUAUUUUAUAUAUUUUACAGGUUUUAGAGUAAAAUGGCUAGGCAUUAAUGUAGUUCAGCUCCUUAAUUUUGAAUUGGAAAAAAUUGAAACUCUGUCCAUCAACGUUUUAUAAUGCUGUGAAUUGUAUUGUAGUAUUGCAUUCAUUACAAAAGUGUUCAUGGCUGGAUGAAUAAUGUUAGUAUAGCCGUCUCCACAAAUGAACACACUUUUACUCUGGUCAUCAUUUUUUCAGUAAUUAUCAUCGUUAUUAACAGUUUGUUCCUAACAAGCAAAGGAAAUGUAAAUAUGUACCUUGUUACACUAUUGUUAAACUUCUUCCUUGAUGCAUUCAAAUUGGUUGGUGUAAUUAAUGAGAACCAUUUGAAGGAAUUCUAUGUGUUGAUGCUAUCAUUCAUUAUGCAGGCUGUGCUGCAAGGUAAUGGUGGUCGGUUUGCUGAGCCACACUUACCCCCGGGGGGUAUGGUUUUCCAAAUACAAUCAUGUUGCUUAUUUGCACUCUUUAAAUUUGCUUUAAACUAUUGUGUCUUUGUGCACAGUCUGCAACAUUUCUUUUGAUAACUCAGUGAGUGUUGUAUUUCAACAGUUCUUUCUAUGAGCUAAAGUCUUCCGUUAGAGAGAUUUCUCUCUGUAGCCGAUGACAGCCCUGUGUGUGGCUGGCCUCUGGUUGUCAGUGUCUGAAUUGGGCACCACCCUGCACUCUCCCAGUUUUGUUUUUUGUUUUUUAAAGACAGGGUUUCUCUGUGUAACAGUCCUGACUGAACUCACUAUGAGACCAGGCUGGCUUCACAGAGAUCCGCCUGCUUCUGCCUCCUGAGUGCUGGGACUAAAGGUGUGCACUACCAUGCCCGCCCUCUCUGUUUUUUACUUAUUGCUUGACUAAGCUUAACCCUCUGUUCCAUAGUUAGCUGUUAGUAUGUCAAUGAAAUGUGAAAUAGUAAAACAUUUAAUCUGUUCAAUCCUUUAAUCUGUUUACUUCUGGAUAAAUGUCAUUUAUCAGUGCCAUUCUCUUUAUGACUUUCAAGAGAAUUGUUUAUGGUUUCUGUGCAGUUCCACAGAAAUCCCCAAGAUCCAGGAAGAUGAUGGCUUCCUCCUUCCCCUCGCUUCCUGUUUCCUGUAUCUCCCCCAAAAGCCAACACCGUUUUUCCCUGGGAAAUGCGAACUCACACAGUGAUUCUAUCUAUCACACAGGCUCCUGUGGUCCUCUUGUAUCAGACUCCUAAGUAGCUGGGAGAGAUGGUUUUUGAUGCAGAAAAAACUUUGCAACGUCAGUGACUAAUUUGGUUUUUAAUCUCCUUUUAGGAUCUUUAGUUGAAGCUUAAAUUUGAUAGCUUUCCUCAGAAAUAUUAAGGACAAUAGAGAUAAAUUAGUAAUAGAUGUAGUUUUUGUUUUUGUUUUUCCAAGACAAGAUUUCUCUAUGUAGCUCUGGCUGUUCUGUAACUUGCUCUGUAGACCAAGCUGGCCUUGAACUCACAGAGAUCCACCUGCCUCUGCCUCCCUAGUACCAGGAUUAAAGUCAUGUGCCACCACUGCCCAGCAGUAAUAGCUGUAGUUUCCAUAUAAAACAAAAACUCCAAUAGCUUCAUUUUGCAAUAGGAAUUAAUGAGUACUAACAUGAACAGUAGUCAAUGAAUCUGUCUCUGUUGUCAGUACGUGCUACUAGCUGGGGUGUGGGCAGAGGGAAUCAACCACUUGUGUGUUUUAGUUUUAGUUCUGUGUGGUGCUGAAGAUUGAAACCGGGGCCUUGAACGUGCCAGACAAGCACUCCAGCCCGUGGAUGGGUUUUAGAUUAGAUAUGCCCACAUGGCAUUUGCAGGAACUGUGACUAGAGUGAACAAAAUCUUGUACAGAAUUAAGGAAGUUGCUCUUUUUUUUAAUCUUUUUUGGUUGGUAGGUUGAGGAACUAGUUUACACACUUACUGUGAUUUAAGCAGAUGUGAUAAGUGAAAAAAAAUCUUAAUUUUAUAAAAAUAAAUACCUGAACAGUACGUCUUACUUAGAACUUGCUGCAAAAGAAUCAGACUUUGCUCUUCAGAGAACGUUAGUGGCUUAUCUGUUCUGUAGCUGGGUUAUUGAAGUGAACUAGUGAACAGCAGUUUUUAAGAAGUCUUUGUCUUUGAAGAGGAAAGUGGAGAGGAAGACACAGUAGCACACGGAAGGAGACAGCUUAUAUCGCAGCCUCAGGCCUGGCCGAGAAGGCUCGGCCUGUAGCCUGCGGAUGCGCACUACGAGCCCUUUCCUCGCUGUGCUUUCUAUGUGAGAAAUGACGUUGGACUUUGUAUAUGUGAAGAUGGUUUGUACCAUGGGUUUUAUGUGCUUUGGAGGCUUUUUGUACUUACAAUUUAUAUGUGUUAUUAAUUUUUUUGCCUUGGAAUACUGUUUAAACAUGAAUUUUAAAAACAAAAAUAAAAUUUCUGAAAUUUUCUGAAAAACA